AUGGAUUACCAACAAGACGAAUAUGACGAACCGUUUCGGAUUCAUCUUAAUUUGGAUAAUUUGACUGAGGAUGAGGCAAAAGCAAGAUUCUCCUUGAUUUACGAUCAACAUGCACAGACAAUGAAGAGACGAGAAACAAAUGAUUACUUAAGACCAAUUUGUAUUGACGGAACGGAUGUCUCCAAUAAAUUAAACCACAUCAUUCGCAAGAAUAUGGACUUAUUUCCGGUGGAUAAGUCAAUUUUCAAUAUGAGGGCAAUUACAAUGGCAUUGUGGUAUUUUAUUUCACGAGGACAUGCGGCGGUCGUCUUCCUUCCUACAAAUCUUCGAGAUUUCGCACAAAAAUGUUCGGAUCCACAUGAACUCAGUUUGCUGGCCAAGUUGGAGCUGAUUGUUUUUGAUGAAUCAACUGCUCUCAAUCCGUCAUCGGCUGUUCUUCUAUCAAAAACUGUUGCAACAUGGGCUCAAAAUAAUGAUGGCUGCAUUGUUGGAAGUCGGAAAAAGUAUGGGCUUCUCGGGCAGAGAUAUUCUGAACUUAUCGAUAGAGUCACCAAUACACUAAUCAGUCCAGCGUUCACACCGGACAAUGAAUUGGAAAUUUGUGAUUUAGUUAGACUGGUUCUGGCGGCAGACGAAGUCAGAAGGAACGAUGAAAACUCGAAUUGUAUGGGAUACCAAUUGUUAGCGUCAGAUCAAGUGGUGAUUAUGAGCAAGUUGGCAAAAAUGAUUGGUAAAGACUCGAUGAUCGAUCUUUGUAAUCGUGCUCGCGAGCUCAACACAUCUACCAAUCCCAACUACCGCAACAUUUUCAACAAUCAGAAGCAAUCCACUUCAAUGGGUCGUGUCUAUCAAAGUCCUUAUCACUUCAAUGACCCAUUUCUGCCUGAUUACGUUGCACCUCCACCUCCGAUUGCUUUAGAAUCUGUUGCGAAACCUACGAGAAUUGGUCAUAGGCAUUCAAUUUAUCGGGUUGGAGAAGAUAAAAGUACGGAGCUGGAGAAUGGAGAUAAUCGGAGAAAAGCAGUGUAUCGAGGUGCUCUUAUAGAUGCUCUUCAGCCCAUGUUUGGAUUGGAAAAGGCCACGGCUCUUGUUAAUGGAAAUCCGGAUCAAAAUGAGAUCAAUGAUCUAAUCGAACUUGGAAUCAAUCAAUAA
This is a messenger RNA of Caenorhabditis elegans, 1152 nucleotides long. RefSeq names its product RNase NYN domain-containing protein (gene Y59E9AR.2). The record is from RefSeq and is marked reviewed. The transcript is spliced from 7 exons. The coding region runs from base 1 to 1152 and encodes 383 amino acids. Lineage: Eukaryota; Metazoa; Nematoda; Chromadorea; Rhabditida; Rhabditidae.